Molecule: messenger RNA, 1484 nt
Organism: Cylas formicarius (sweet potato weevil)
Lineage: Eukaryota; Metazoa; Arthropoda; Insecta; Coleoptera; Brentidae
Gene: dare
Product: NADPH:adrenodoxin oxidoreductase, mitochondrial
Exons: 6
Coding region: 57-1484 (475 amino acids)
Biological process (GO): ubiquinone biosynthetic process
Cellular component (GO): mitochondrion
Source: RefSeq, a predicted model, not a curated record
GGUCCUGUUCCUUAUCAUUUAUUUUUUAACCCGAGAUGAACUUAACCUAAAAAUGAAUGUCAAAACAAACCAAGAUAAGUUUUGGAGAGACGAUGUUGAAGACACGCAAUUUUUACGCACUGAAACGGGUUUUUUCCACUCAAAAAGCGAACAACCCUCAAAUAUGCAUAGUCGGGGCCGGGCCGGCCGGAUUCUAUGCGGCCCAGCACUUUGUUAAAAAAUUGGGACAUGCCCAAAUCGACAUUUAUGAAAGGCUGCCAGUACCCUUCGGAUUAGUACGCUUCGGAGUGGCCCCCGACCAUCCAGAUGUAAAAAACGUCAUUCAUACCUUUACAAAGACAGCGAAAAACCCGAAUGUUCGAUUUAUUGGCAAUGUUAACUUAGGUACCGACGUGUCAUUGGAGCAACUGCGCAAAUUUUACCAUGUAGUCGUAUUGGCCUACGGGGCGGACGAAAAUCGCACGUUAAAUGUAAAGGGCGAAACCCUCGCCAACGUGAUACCGGCCAGACAAAUUGUUGGGUGGUAUAACGGCUUACCUUGGAAUUCUGACCUAAAUAUUAACCUCGAUGGGGAAACUGCCGUUAUUAUUGGUCAGGGCAAUGUCGCGAUAGAUGUCGCGCGAAUUUUAAUGACGCCAAUAGACGAGUUAAGGAAAACCGACAUAACGUCUUUUGCCCUUGAACAAAUUUCAAGAUCAAAAAUCAAAAAGUUUUACUUAAUCGGAAGGAGGGGUCCUCUACAGGCCGCGUUUACUAUCAAAGAACUGAGGGAAAUGCUUAAACUUGGAGGCUGUUCUACUGUUUGGAGGAAAGAAGACUUUGAAGGAGUGGCGGCACACAUUCCAAAUCUGCCGCGACCCAAAAAACGCAUUACGGAAUUAAUGCUGAAGUCGCUGGAAGAGCAAAAGCCGCCGUCUGGCAAAAUAUUUAAUCCGGUAUUUUUACGAUCGCCGUUAGAGUUUCGAGGGAAUAAUAAAGUUGAAGGGGUAGUUCUAGGUGUUAAUGAAUUAGAAGGUGAGGACAUGUUGAAUCGUAAAGCAGUCCUGACUAAGGAAACGGAAAACCUAAAGUGUGAUUUGGGGAUUACGAGCAUAGGUUAUAAAUCAGUCCAAGCAGAUCCGACACUUCCAUUUGACAAUUCCAGAGGCGUGGUCCUAAAUACCAAUAGCCGAGUGGAUAAAGGUCUGUAUGUUGCAGGAUGGCUCGGCACGGGCCCCGUGGGGGUAAUUCUUACCACCAUGAGUAACGCAUUUGGGGUAGCAGAAAUUGUUGUAAACGACAUUCACAAACAGAAGCUUGAUGAAGUAUCCAAACCUGGUUUUGAAGAGGCCAAGAAAAUACUAGACAAGAAGGGUGUAGAAGCCAUUGAUUGGUUUGGUUGGGAGAAAAUUGAUAAAUGUGAGGUAAAUGAAGGAAAAAAAGUUGGCAAACCCAGAGAAAAAAUAGUUGACAUAAGAAAAAUGAUACAAAUCGCACAAUCAUAA